Dovyalis caffra is the source of this 1269-nucleotide messenger RNA. The record is from the annotation of a GenBank genome assembly. Lineage: Eukaryota; Viridiplantae; Streptophyta; Magnoliopsida; Malpighiales; Salicaceae.
AUGGAUGCUAAAAGAAAGAGAGCAGCAAACCCUGAAAGUAGUAGCCCAGCAGAAUCAAAGUGCUUAGUGGCUCAGCUGCCCCAUGGUUUGAUACUGGACAUUUUAUCAAGAUUGCCGAUCAAGUCCCUUUUCAGCUGUAAGUUGGUCUGCAAAACUUGGCUUCAUUUAAUUUCAGAUCCUCAUUUUGCCAAACUCCAUCUCUCGAAAUCAUCCACUGCUAUCUUGAUUAGAGAUGUCUGUUUCAGAAGUACAGAGCUAUUAUCAACUCAGUUUGUUGAAGAAGUCCACGACAAAACUGUGGAUGUCGAAAAAAUGAGGUUUGUUCCCAACACAAACUUGCCUGAUACUGAAUUCCACGUUAUAAAUUCUUGCAAGGGUUUGCUUUGCUUGGAUGGAAAGUCUAAAGGCAAUUUCAAUCAAAUGAUUUAUGUUUGCAAUCCAAUAUUAGGAGAGUACGUUAUUAUUCCAGUAUUUGAGAAGCUUAGAAAAUGGGAACAAUACUUUGCUCUGGGAUUCAGUUCCGUCAGUAAUCAAUACAAAGUGCUACAGACUUAUUUUCCAGACAGACCGUAUGUAAAUCAAUGCCGGGCUGAAGUAUACACGGUUGGUACGGGACAAUGGAGAAGCAUUGGAAAUGCUCCUUUCAGCCUUGAUCAUCUGGAUGCCAAUGCUUUUUUACAUGAUUCAGUCCAUUGGAUUGAUUAUAGUCCUGAAAACGAUGGGUUUAUUUGCGCUUUUGACUUUGGUUUUGAGCACUUUAAGCGGUUGGCUUUACCUAUUGAUUCUCAAAAACUUCAUGGCUUCAGGGACCACGCGAUUUCAUGUGUGGGCGUUUUAAAAGCUUGGCUAUUUGUGGCUUUUGACGUUUGUUCUGAAUGGGGAGACCUUGAGAUAUGGGUUAUGGAGGAGUAUGGCAUCAAGGAGUCUUGGUCCAAAAAGUUUGUUGUAGAUUUCAUCUCUUAUCAACCCUUAUUUACCUUAGGUUCUGGGAAAAUCUUGAUGUUUCAAAGGCAUCAAUGUAUCGUCUGUUAUGACCCAAAAUCGAAGAGUAUUCAGGAUACAGGAAUAUCUCAGGGAAUGGAAUGCAUUGGUGUGACUGCAUACACCCCAAGCUUUGUUUCACUCCAAGAUAUCGCAAAAGGAGAAGAACUCAAGUCAGUUGAUGAAGACGAUGAGUUGGAGGCAUUCACAAAUAUUAAGGGGAUUUACCAAGGUCAGGCAGUGUUUGAGAAUGGCCAUUGCGCACUGACCUAUCAGCAGUUUCCAUGA